UCCAAAGGAAUUUCACGACACUUAGCCAGCCAGUCUGUUCACCCACCUAGCCAAGCAGACAGAGAGACAGGUCGUGUCAAUAUGCAAUUGAGACAGCCCAAAGAUGUGGGCCAACAAUUAAACUCGGUCUAUGGCCUAAAAUAUCUCUGGUGGAAUUUCUCCAUCAUCGGCAUACACCCGCCUGCCGGCGUAAGGACACAUCCAGUCUGGCGCUUCUUGUACCUUGUGUAUGCAGUGGUAAUUAAUUUCCUGGCCGGCUUCUGUCUGCCCGCCACCAUGUUGGCCAAUCUGAUGUUGCUCAAAUCAUUGGAGGAAAUCAUUGGAAAUUUGUCGUUGAGUAUGACCAUUGCCAUAUCGAUGACCAAGGAAUUGGCCAUACUCUACUGUCGUGGUGGUCUCCUGAAGGCAAACCAUUAUUUGCGUUUGCUCGACGAACGUUGCAGUGCCCAUCCCCGAGAUCGCAUGACUGUCAUGGAAGCCGUCCGUAUGUGUCAUUGGUAUUAUACGGUGUAUAUAUCGUUUUAUGGCUUUUGUGCCAUUGGUUUUGCCUACAUCGGCUGGAGUAAUCAUACAUUGGUGUACAGCGCCUGGUUUCCCAACAUCUUUGCCAAUGACCAAACCAAUUAUUUGGCUGCGUAUAUUUUCCAAAAUUUAGCUCAAACUUUUACGGUAUUUCAAAAUGGCAACAAUGACAUGUAUCCGCUGUGUUAUAUAACUUUAAUGAUUUAUCAUGUCCGGGCCUUGGCUGAUAGGAUUCAACGUGUUGGUGGCGAUGCCGAAACGAGUGCUGAGGAGAAUGUUCAAGAAUUACGCAAUUGUAUUCAGGAUCAUAAAAAUGUUCAGAGCUAUUUUGAAUGCAUUCAACCGGCCAUAUCGUCGACAAUGUUUCAACAGUUAUGGGUCGCUGCCUUUACGCUCUGCCUGACGGCCAUCAAUUUAAUGGCCUUCGAACGAACAUUUGCUGAGAAAAUAUUUUCCGUUGUCUAUUUAGGUGUUAUUGUCAUUCAAAUUUUUCCCGCCUGCUUGUGUGUGAAUUUUAUGAUGUCGGAAACUUCAAAUCUCACAACGGCCAUGUACAAAUGCAACUGGAUUGAGCAGAAUCGUAAUUUUCGUCGAAUGUUGAUCAUUUUUAUGCAGCGUUCGCAAAAGGUCAAUGUCAUCUAUGCGGGCGGUUUGGCACCGGUUACAUUGCAAACGUUUGUAGCGAUAAUAAAGUUCUCCUUCUCGAUGUAUACCAUAUUGAGCCAAAUGAAAAUUCAGUAAUUUAAUUACGAUGUGUAUAAUUGUGUGCUUU
Musca domestica (house fly) is the source of this 1294-nucleotide messenger RNA. RefSeq names its product odorant receptor 2a-like. Gene Ontology annotation, cellular component: plasma membrane. The record is from RefSeq and is a predicted model, not a curated record. Gene Ontology annotation, molecular function: odorant binding; olfactory receptor activity. The coding region runs from base 82 to 1263 and encodes 393 amino acids. Gene Ontology annotation, biological process: sensory perception of smell; detection of chemical stimulus involved in sensory perception of smell. Lineage: Eukaryota; Metazoa; Arthropoda; Insecta; Diptera; Muscidae. The transcript has 3 exons.